Pipistrellus nathusii (Nathusius's pipistrelle) is the source of this 897-nucleotide messenger RNA. The record is from the annotation of a GenBank genome assembly. NCBI's taxonomy places the organism in Eukaryota, Metazoa, Chordata, Mammalia, Chiroptera, Vespertilionidae.
AUGACAACACCCAGAAAUUCAAUGAGUGGAGCUUUCCCAGCAGAUCCUAUGAAAGGCCCUAUUGCCAUGCAACCUGCUAAGAAAACCAUUACCAGGAAGGUAUCUCCUGUGGUUGGCCCCACACAAAGCUUCUUCAUGAGGGAAUCCAAGACUUUGGGGGCUGUCCAGAUUAUGAAUGGACUCUUCCACAUUGCUCUUGGUGGUCUCAUGAUAAUCCACCUGGAGGUCUAUGUACCUUUCUGUGUAACUGUGUGGUAUCCUCUCUGGGGAGGCAUUAUGUACAUCAUUUCUGGAUCACUCCUGGCAGCAGCCAAGACAAACUCCAGGAGAAGUUUGGUCCAAGGGAAAAUGAUAAUGAACUCAAUGAGCCUCUUUGCUGCCAUUUCUGGGAUAAUUAUUUUGAUCAUGGACAUAUUUAAUAUUACAGUUUCCCAUUUUUUUAAAAUGAAGAGUCUAAACUUUAUUAAGGCUUCUGUGCCAUAUAUUAACAUACACAACUGUGAACCAGCUAACCCUGCUGAGAAAAACUCUUUAUAUGUACAAUAUUGUUACAGAGUUCGAUCCGUGUUCUUGAGCCUUUACACAGUGAUGCUGAUCUUUGCCUUCUUCCAGAAACUUGUGACAGCUGGCACUGUUGAGAAUGAAUGGAAAAAACUUUGCUCCAGACCCAAAGCUGACGUAGUUCUUCUCCUGUCAGCUGAAGAAAAAAAAGAAAAGGCAAUUGAAAUAAAAGAAGAUGUGGUGGAGUUGACUGAAAUAUCUGCCCAACCAAAAAAUGAAGAAGACAUUGAAAUUAUUCCAAUCCAAGAAGAAGAAGAAGAAGAAACAGAAGUAAACUUUCCAGAACCUCCCCAGGACCAGGAAUCCUCACCAAUAGAAGAUGAUAGUGCCCCUUAA